This is a messenger RNA of Ilyonectria robusta, 1128 nucleotides long. RefSeq lists its product as uncharacterized. The transcript is spliced from 5 exons. The record is from RefSeq and is a predicted model, not a curated record. The annotation marks the transcript as partial. Gene Ontology annotation, cellular component: nucleus. NCBI's taxonomy places the organism in Eukaryota, Fungi, Ascomycota, Sordariomycetes, Hypocreales, Nectriaceae. Gene Ontology annotation, molecular function: DNA-binding transcription factor activity; transcription cis-regulatory region binding. Gene Ontology annotation, biological process: positive regulation of transcription by RNA polymerase II.
CUGGCAUACUCCAUCCUGGCCUUCUCGGCCCGCCAGCUGAGUUUGACCACGGGCGUCGAUGACGGCAGCCACAGCUCAUACUAUAGCCAUGCGCUCCGGAUACUCAUUCCUAUCUUCGACGACCCCAACGAGGCUAUGAACGAGAAUGUCUUGGCCGGCAUCGUGAUACUACGUUCGUACGAGGAAAUGUUUGAGGGCGACGUCAACACCCACCUCACAGGCAGCUCUCGCCUCCUCAACUCCGAAUCCCGAUUCAUCGCCCGGGGCGGUCUCGGAGAGGCUGCGAGCUGGGUUGUGCUCCGCCAAGACCUCUACGUGUGCUUGACCAGGUCGUUGCCGCUGCGGAUUAGUUUGGACGGGUAUAAGCACUCGUCGGCGUUCAUCGACGCCAACGAUCAUGCACUCGCGAAUCGAGCAGUCUUUAUUUGCGGCCGGGCAGUAAUGUAUGCAAUGGGACCAGACUCGACUCUCGAUCCCAACGUCUGGGACGAACUGGACAGAGACAUGAAGAAUUGGUUUCAGUCGACGCCAUGGAGAUUCCUCUCCCACACAGCGGAGCCAUCGGUAAUCAACAACGACACCGACACAGCCUUUCCCACCCUCUGGAUGCCCCGAAGGGUGCAGGUCCUGGGCUACCAGCAUUACUAUCUCGCGAGGAUGAUCCUCGACAUGUUCCACCCCAAGCUCUGGAAGCCAAGCUUCGAGGCGUUCCGCAGCCGGGCGAUCACACAGGACCGCGUGCGCGAGUCUCUGCGCAUCCUGCUUGGCUUGACGGUGAGCAACUCGGGCGACGCGACCAUCAACUUCACCGCACACCACACACUGCACGCCUUCGGCGGUUUCCUCAGAGACACGCAGGAGCACGAAGAGGUUCUCCGAUUCCUGCAGUACAUGACGCAGACGAUGGGCUGGCCGACGGUAGGCCUGGCGGACAUGCUGCGCGAACAGUGGCACCAGGGAAAACGGAGCCCGGGGAACGCGAUCGUUUCUCCGCACGGCCGGGGUGAGAGGGAGCAACAAGCUCCGCGAUCUGGGGUCUGGGGAUCCGGGGGAUGACAUGGAAGGGCUUGUACUUGGACUUGUACUACAUACUAGAUAGUAUCUGUAAUACACACUACGCAGUACCCU